AUGUAUUAUCCACAGUGCAACGUUGUUUUACGCCUCGCUAUAGGUGUGCUCUUAAUAACCUCGUUGGGAAGAGUCUGUGCGUCUAGUGAUAACGCCCGUUCCAAAAUUGCUGGACGACGUGCUUUGGAAAACGAGGCGAAUUGGCAUGUUGCCAUUGUCCAUGAGAAACAUCUUAAAUGCAGUGGCUCGCUUCUCAGGAACAAUAUCGUCCUUACCUCUGCCGAAUGUAUUAAGGAUUUAGACAUCUUAGAUUUGAAAAUACGAGCAGGAAGCAAGACUUUCAAACGUGGUGGCCAAUUGCGAGCAGUGGCCGAGAAGGUGUACCAUCCCCAAUAUAAUCCGGCAGAACAUUCAUAUAAUAUAGGCCUGCUUAAGCUUAAAAGGGCUUUAAAUUUUACACAGGACAAUGUUUAUACGGUUAGAUUGCCCACGGCAAAGCGACUAGAGUUGCCAACCUCUGUGUUCGUCUAUGGCUGGGGUAUCUCGAGUUUAAAUGCCAACAAAACUUUGACUAGGCACUUGCGUGUUGCCAAAUAUAGAGUGUAUUCUGAAGAUAUAUGUCAAAGUUACUUAUCAGCAAAAGAUAUCAGCAAUGCCGAAAAUAUAUUUUGCGUCGGAGAUCAAGGCAAGGAUUUGGAAAUCUGUAAUGACGAUGUUGGCGCCCCGGCAGUGAAUAAAAAUGGAGUUCAGUAUGGGACUAUAUCGUUUGGAGGAAAAUGUUCGUCGCAGAAAACAAUUAUAGCUACCAAUUUAGUUCCACACUUGUCAUGGAUUCGGGAGAAAGUUAAUGCUUGGAGAGGCCAAAAUGAUAUAAAAACACCAGUUGAAUAAAACUCUUGACUUUAUUGUACACAUACAUCAAUUACAGAAUUACAAUAAAAAGCCCUAACCAUAUCUCAACUGACGCAAA
Stomoxys calcitrans (stable fly) is the source of this 910-nucleotide messenger RNA. RefSeq names its product mite allergen Der p 3-like. The transcript has a single exon. Gene Ontology annotation, biological process: proteolysis. The coding region runs from base 1 to 831 and encodes 276 amino acids. Gene Ontology annotation, molecular function: serine-type endopeptidase activity. The record is from RefSeq and is a predicted model, not a curated record. Lineage: Eukaryota; Metazoa; Arthropoda; Insecta; Diptera; Muscidae.